AUGGUAAGAUCUUCUUCGUGGCACCGAAUCUCAAAUUUCCUGAGAAAAUAUCGAAAAUUCCCUCACUCCUCUUUCAAAACCAAAUGGAACGAAACUCUCAAGCAGAAAUCCGCCAUGGAAGAGCUAAAACACGGUCUUUUCGUCUCAAAUUCAAGCUCGAUCGAGAACGAUGGUGUUAUCCGAACCCUAAUAACCUCAUUCCAACUCCAUAACUGCGAACCCACUCCUCAAGCUUACAGAUUCGUCAUCAAAACCCUAACCAAAACCUCACAGCUCGAGAACAUGAGAUCUGUUCUCAAUCACCUCGAAAUCUCCGAGAAGUUCGAUACACCUGAAUCCAUUUUCAAAGACGUGAUCUUUGCUUAUGGGUUUUCAGGUAGAAUCGAAGAAGCAAUCGAAGUUUUCUUCAAAAUCCCUAAUUUCAGGUGCGUGCCUUCUGCAUACACGCUUAAUGCAUUGCUCUUAGUUCUUGUGAGGAAGAGAAAAAGUCUUAAAAUGGUACCUGAGAUUUUGUUGAAAGCUAGUAGAAUGGGUGUAAGGUUAGAGGAAUUGACUUUCAGGAUAUUGAUCGAUGCUCUCUGUAGAAUCGGCGAGGUAGAUUACGCCACUGAGUUAGUGAAGUACAUGAGUGAUGAUUGUUUUAUUGUUGAUCCGAGAUUAUACACUCGGUUGCUGAGUUCUGUAUGUAAACACAAGGACUCUUUGUUUUUCGAUAUCAUUGGAUAUAUGGAAGAACUGAGAAAAACUCGGUUUACGCCAGAUUUACGGGAUUAUACAGCCGUAAUGAGGUUCUUGGUUGAAGGAGGAAGGGGGAAAGAAGUUGUGAGUGUACUGAACCAGAUGAAAUGCGAUCGAAUAGAGCCUGAUAUUGUUUGUUAUACAAUUAUAUUGCAAGGGGUUAUUGCGGAUGAGGAUUACUCAAAAGCAGACAAGUUGUUUGAUGAGCUGCUCUUGUUAGGUUUGACACCUGAUGUUUAUACCUAUAAUGUGUAUAUCAAUGGCUUAUGCAAGCAAAACGAUAUUAAAGGCGCCAUAAAGAUGAUGUCUUCUAUGGAAAAGCUAGGUUCUGAGCCUAAUGUAGUUACAUACAAUAUAUUGAUAAAGGCAUUGGUUAAAGCCGGGGAUAUGAGUCGAGCUAAGACUCUAUGGAAAGAGAUGGAGACAAAUGGGGUUGACCGGAACAGCCACACAUAUGAUAUUAUGAUUAAUGCAUUUAUUGAAGAAGACGAGGUUGUUUGUGCUCACGGUUUAUUGGAGGAAGCGUUUAAAAGGAAGUUGGUGAUUAAGAGUUCAAGAGCCGAGGAUGUCAUUUGCAGGUUAUGCGAGAAAGGUUUGAUGGAUGAAGCGGUGGAACUUAUAGCACACCUGGUUUAA
This is a messenger RNA of Arabis nemorensis, 1374 nucleotides long. The record is from the annotation of a GenBank genome assembly. Lineage: Eukaryota; Viridiplantae; Streptophyta; Magnoliopsida; Brassicales; Brassicaceae.